AUGAAUAUAACCCGUCGGAUAUUUCUCUUUCUUGUCAUCUUUUGUGCAACAGAAAGAUACAGAUCUGCCGAUGCAAUCGAGUUAUCAUUACUUCUCCUCAAAAGAUAGCUUGCCCCCUCUGUGAGCGAACAAAAAAAUGUUUGUUCGCUCACGAAAAGGGAUAAAUAUUAUUUUAAAAAAAUUAAAUAUAAAUUUUAUAGUAAAUUUUUCUAUGAGCUGCUCCAUUAUACUACUUCUUAUUUAUAUAUCUUUUUUUUUGCUUUAAAACACUGGCUGUUAUCGAUCAGACCUGCCUGAGCAGGUACCCAAUAUUAAUUAGCUAUAAUAUUAAUCCCGGGGGAAAAAAUCUUAUUUAUAUGUCAAAAUAUUUUUUCAUUAUAUCAAAACAAUGUUUUGUUCGCUUGAGGAGGGUGGGCUUUAAGCUAAAAAAUAAGGAUUUUUCCAAGGCUUUUGUUCACUCAGAGGGGGAGUAAGAAAAAUUAUUAUUUUCUAUUUAUUAUUGUCUUUUUCUAUAAUUUAUAAUAAAAAUGAGGAAUUAGAAAUUUCAGCAUCAAAUCUUACCUGCGCAGCCUACACAUGCAAGAAUGCUGAUCAAAAAUUCAUAAAUGACACUUGUGUCUACUAUGAUAGAGACCUCAACGCUUAUUUUUCUAAAAAAUGCUCAGACACCUCUAAAGCUUGUCUUCUUGAAGGAGAACACCCAGGAAACUACACAUGCCAGCCAUACAUCUCUUCAAAUGGUCUCAGCUGGCCUGGAGAACCCUGCACAACUAUCACUGACUGCGAGCAAACUUAUUCUAAAGCCUGCACAGGAGGCAUCUGUGUUGGAUAUCCUGUUAGCGCAACUUGCGAAGAUUCCAAUUAUUGCCAGCCUGGAAACUCUUGCAGAGGCUCUCCACUUACAUGCCAAGCACAAAUCCAAGUAGGCUCAACUGGCUGUCUUUCUGACGCAGACUGUACCAAUGAUGCAGCCUGCAACAUAACUUCAAAUACAAACGGUGCCUUAAACGCAUGUCUCCCUGCCUUCUCAAUUCAGCCUCACCAGCCUGUAGGUGGCUGUGUCAACGGGGUUAGCAACCUUUGCCGGCAAGUAACAUGUGCGGCUCAUCUAGGCGGGUUUUAUUGCACAGACCAGGUUUUCUCUGACUACAAUGUUCCAAAACCAUGUGACCUCACAAAAACAGGCCAGUGUGUGUCUACUGAGGACGAAUUUUUUACCCCUGCAUUUCAGCUUAUCUCAGACUGCGAAUGUGGGUACAAUAGAGAAGGAUUGUCUUAUUGUGCCCUAUUUCCUGGAGAUGGACUUUACCAGGCUUAUAUAAAUACAGUUGUCAUGUGGUUGAACAGCACAGGGAUAUUAAAAUGCAACACUCUCCGUCGAGACCAAACUAACUGUAUGAAAAGCUAUAUGGACGCUAAGCAGUUUAAUAGAUAUGUGUAUUACGAGUUUGUUAAAGAGCUAUAUCCUAAGAUUUAUCAGAGUGAGGACUGUGUUGUAGACACAGUUACAUCGUUUUAUGCAAAAGCAAGGGAUAACUAUGAUGCGGAUAACGAGGACUUUGCAGUGAGUAUUGCAGGAAUCACCUUUUUAUUAGGCUUGGCGUUAAAUUAA
Molecule: messenger RNA, 1612 nt
Organism: Blepharisma stoltei
Lineage: Eukaryota; Ciliophora; Heterotrichea; Heterotrichida; Blepharismidae
Source: the annotation of a GenBank genome assembly